AUGGAGGGGGAGUGCCCCCCUGGUGCCCUCAAGAGUCGCCGCGCUGCCGAAAAUGACCUGGAGCAGCAGGUCCUUGCCUUUAAUCAGUUGGCUUCAGUUGGACAUGCUGGACAGCACGGAAUGAAGGGGGAGAAGGGAGAUCAGGGUUCAGACUGCAGCGAAUCUGGAUCUGGUACAUGCAAAGAGGGACGCAUUGGACAGAAGGGGGAGAAAGGCGAGUCUGUGCUGCCCGCUAACUGGGGAGAAGCUGUCGGACACAAGGGAGAUAAAGGACAGAAGGGAGACAUUGGUCUCCAGGGACUAUCUGGAACCCCAGGAAAGGAUGGUCGGGCUGGAUCCAUCUGUGUGGUGGGACCCAAGGGACAGAAGGGUACCUCUGGAAAAUUGGGGCCUGAAGGACUAGCAGGAGAUCCGGGAAAACCCGGACUUCCAGGAUUGCCAGGAAUUGGAAAACCAGGCCUGCCAGGCCUGCCAGGCACUCCUGGAGGACCUCCUGGAUCGAAGGGAGACAAGGGGCAUUCUGGGACACCAGGGAAAGAUGGAGAACCAGGAGAUCCUGGUCCUAGGGGUCCUGGUGGUGGUAAAGGAGAUAAGGGUGACCCAUGUGAGGUGUGUCCCGUCCUGUCUGCAGACCUGGGCAACACUGUGGCCCUCCACGGGAAGACGGGGCCCAAAGGAGAGCCUGGGGUCCCUGCGAUAGGAGACCAUGGCCUCCCGGGUCUUCAAGGAGCAGAUGGGAAGGCAGGAGAGAAGGGAGAGGUGGGGUCGGAUGGUGUCAAAGGGGAAAAGGGUGAUGCAUGUGCUGUGUGCCCCACCCUGAGUGAAAUACCUGCUGCCAACCUUGUUGCCAUGGAACAAAUCCUGAAACACAAAGGAGAGAGAGGAAAACCUGGACUGGGACAGAAGGGAGAACAGGGGGAACCUGGAGUCAGUGGCCUGGCAGGGCUGAGAGGAGAGAAGGGUAACACUGGUGGCAAAGGAGCUGACGGUAAAACGGGCAAAGCUGGACCCAGAGGACCUAGUGGCAAGGAUGGACUGAAGGGGAUAAAGGGAGAUCCAGGGAUUCCUGGUCUAGGAACUCCAGGCCCUAAAGGAGAGAAGGGUGCGACCUGUGGGGUGUGCCAGUCUUCUCCCUCUGAGGUGGGCAGUGGGACGUCCUUCGUCAAGGUGCUAGCGGGUGAAACUGGCCCUCCAGGGCCCGCUGGGCCUGCAGGAGAGGGCACCGAUGGCAAACAGGGUGUGCCAGGUCGUGAUGGUCUAAGGGGAGAGAAGGGCGACCAGGGUGAGCAGGGAGACCAAGGAUUAGCCGGAACCCAUGGAACCCAAGGCCUGCCUGGAGAGCCUGGUCGGGAUGGACUAACUGGACUGAAGGGAGAGAAGGGAGAUGCGUGUGAGAGCUGUGCGCCUGUCUCUGGGCGGCAGAUGGGUGUAGGAGGGGUGCAUGGAGCCAAGGGAGAGAGGGGCGACCCAGGACCCCCAGGAGAGGGGAAAGCAGGGAAACAUGGCAAGCCAGGUCUACCCGGUGUCCAAGGGCCUAUAGGACCAAAAGGAAGCCAGGGUGACCCAGGAGUUGAAGGGGUGGGCAUCCCAGGACCUCAGGGAGCAGAAGGACCCAGGGGCCUACCAGGGGUGUCAGGUCCUCAGGGAAUUAGAGGACUUACUGGACCAGUUGGGCCUGCUGGGGACAUGGGUCCUAAAGGAGAGGAGGGGCCUCCAGGGCCACAGGGGCCCAUGGGUGUAGGUGUUACAGGACCCCCGGGUAAAGACGGCAAAGGUGGAUCCAAUGGAAUCCCAGGAGCUGAUGGAAGAGAUGGAACUGACGGAGCCAAGGGGGACAAGGGUGAACCUGGAGACUGUAACUGUAUCAGCCCUCCAUACGCAGGAACAGGUGGACCGGGAGCACCAGGAACUCUGGGAGGAAACACGUGGCAGGGGCCUCCGGGACUACCAGGUCCUCCUGGUCCUCCUGGGCCACAGGGCUUCAUCGGCAUCACAGGACCCCAGCAUCUGAGGCUGCCUCAGGAUGAGGACCCCAGUCGAGGAGAUGGAGAGAAGGUGUGUGAGGACUGCUCCAAGGGCUUGCCAGGGGUACCAGGCAUGGCGGGCACCAAGGGAGAGAAAGGAGAUGAGGGAAAGACUGGCAUAGGCCAUGCUUCCGACGGCUGUGAGAGGUGUUUCCUAAACCAAAGGCUGCAGAGGGAGGAGGCUGCACAGGCGCCUACCACCACCAACACUGAUGGAGCUAAUGGAGGCUGCUCCGGACCAGGAACACCAGGUCACCCAGGAACACCAGGAUCACCUGGAAUAAGGGGAGAGACGGGUCCUCAGGGGCAAAGGGGACAGGCUGGAGUACCAGGAAAUAUGGGUCCUCCUGGUUUUCCUGGUCCUCAAGGCUCAUCUGGACUUACUGGUCAGCAGGGUGAGAGAGGAACAGCAGGACCACCAGGUGUGAAGGGUGAAACGGGCCCUCCAGGGACUAAUGGAUACCCAGGUUCUAUGGGACCACCUGGGCUUCCUGGCCUGAAGGGCGAGAGAGGGACACCAGGCGGUGCGGGAACGAUGGGAGAAUCGGGUCCACCAGGCAACCCAGGAUACCAGGGAAAGGCUGGAGUAGCGGGACCCAAAGGAGAGGCUGGACUGGCAGGUUCCGAUGGACCGAAGGGAAAUCAGGGCUCCCAAGGGCAACCAGGAUUCCCAGGUACACCGGGCCCCCCUGGUCCCCCUGGGAAACAAGGAAGAGAAGGACCACCUGGACCCAAGGCUGACAAGGGUAAUGAUGGAGCACAAGGUCCGCAGGGCUCGUCUGGACCUCCAGGUUCUUCUGGGUCUCCUGGCUUGCAGGGACCUCCUGGAUUUGAGGGAUUGGACGGUAAAGAUGGGAAACCAGGAAUGAGGGGUGAGCCAGGGAUUCCAGGGACAGUAGGACCCAGAGGAAUCCCGGGUUUCAAAGGGAAGCAUGGACAUGUUGGCUUCCCUGGACAGAAGGGUGAUGCUGGACCUGUAGGCCCACCGGGGACAGCUGGUAGACCAGGACUUGAAGGUGACGCCGGAGCCCCAGGGCCUCAGGGUCGACCCGGUCCCACAGGACAGCUUGGUUCUGCAGGAGCAGCGGGGCCCCCAGGACCGGCAGGCCCAGCAGGAGUGGGUAUAAAGGGGGAGAAAGGCCAGGCUGCAGACAGAGGGCUACCAGGGAUGGUUGGCCCUGCUGGACCCCCCGGUCAUCCAGGAAUGAUGGGAGAACCAGGCAGUGAUGGAGCUGCGGGUAAAGACGGAUCACCUGGUCUGCCAGGAGACAAUGGACAAUGUGGUCAAAAGGGUGAAGCAGGUACCCCAGGUCAGAGAGGCUCCCCAGGGGAGCGAGGUCGCCCGGGACCCCCUGGCGGAGGUGGGUACUCCUCCAAGGCUGAUGGCCCAAUGAUGGGCCAAGUGGGACCCAGAGGAGAGAGGGGCACCGCAGGCUCACCAGGCACUGCAGGGUCCCCCGGACCUCCAGGAAUACCAGGCAACGAUCCUGUGGUCAACUAUGACAACAUCAAGGACUUCAUUCGCCAGCAGGUCAUCAAGAUCUUUGAUGAGAGGAUGGCCUACUUCAUGUCUCGUAUGCCGCAGCCGCAAGAGGUGUCAUCUCCCGGUCGUCCUGGACCCCCAGGGAAGGAUGGUAACCCAGGCAGAGAUGGGAAUCCAGGAGCCCCAGGUCAGCCAGGACAGAUAGGUAGAGAGGGCCGCCAUGGACCCUUGGGACCACAGGGUCCACGAGGUCUAAAGGGAGAGAAAGGUGACAAGGGUGUAGGGGAGAUGGGUGACAGUGGACCCCCAGGAGCACCAGGUGUUCCAGGCCCCCCAGGCUAUGGUAAGAUGGGCCCCAGCGGCCCCGUGGGUCAGCAGGGGGUCCCUGGAGUCUCAGGAACCCCUGGACAGCCGGGUCAGAAGGGCAGGGAGGGCCGGUGUAACCCCUCUGACUGUAUGAGCCAACCAAUAGAGUGGAACCCUAAGGGCCCUCCCAUCAAGGGCCCCUACUAGAGAGAAAGUAUUGAUGAGAAGAGGAGGAGAGAGAUUGAGAGAUAGAAGAAACAAACCCAAAGACCAGAAGGCACUAGAGAAAGGAGAGGAGGGGAGAAGAGAGAACAGAUCAAACAGAAGACCAGAGCUACCGUCCGAUCAACAGAAAUCAUCCCAGGAGAACAAAUGAAUACUGAAGCACCAAUAGUUGGUGUGGAGGACCCAUCCCUAAUUCAUCAAAGGGGUUGCCAGGUAGCUGUCCUCCUCACCGCCUGUGUAGAAAAUAUAUAUGUGUAGGACCUUCCUCUAACUGAAGCCUUAGUACCGGCUGAAGUGGCUUCAAUAAAGGAGAUAUUUGGACGCUGUGCUCUCCUCUCUUUCAUAUAUUUUCCCAACUUUAGCUGCCAGCUCUUUGUAUAUGUUAGACAUGUUUAUUUUGACAACAGCAAGAACAUAUCCAGCCUUUGAAAAACGACCUGCAAAUUCUUCCUCAUCUUCACUAUCAUCCUCAUCUUCAUUCUGAUUAUAAAACGUGCCCAUUGGGAGUAUUAGGCAUCUACCUUGUGAUAUUCUGCUUCGAUCUAGCUUCUGUCUAGCCAUAGAAACAAAAUUAAUAGAACUGACAUGGCACUCCCAUUUCAAAUUCCCAUUCUAAUCGUUCUAUCUCUUUGUACAUUUUGUUUGAUUUCUAUGCUUGAAUAUACUCCCUCAUCACUUGAAUGAUGGCUGAUGCUUUAACAGAUCUGUACGCUAUAUCCUCAAAUCAUGGCCUUAUGAGAAGUUCUCACCUUCUCUUCCCUGUUUGCGUGAGAAGAACAUAAUGUACACCUCCCAAGAGUGCCUGUUUUGUACAUAUUUCUAUUUAUAUGUAAUAGCUUUUUAUACAUUUUGGAUUUGGCGUCAACAUUGCUAACCAUGUUUUCGCUAUGGUCAACUGUCAGGAAUCCUCUACGAGUAUGGUUUUUAUAAGCUUUCAAAGUGGAGUUGUUUGUUCAUUUAAAAAAAAAAUGGAGAGAAAUUAGCUUUUUAUGUGAAAGUAAAUUGGAUUUCUAUAUGGUGGUAAAUUAUGCUUUGGAAGAUAUUUUCAUGCUUGCCUUUGUAUAAAGUACAUGACAUAAUUUUCAAAACUUCCUCAAAACUGGCAAAAAAAUUACAUUUCUAGUUAUGUAGCAAUUUAUCAACAAGUCUCUUUCAUCAUCAAGCUUAUUUUUGACAACAGAGCAACUGUAAAGGGAUAUUUUUUUCUCGUCCAGCACACCACUGGUUACUGUAACUGAAAUAAAAGAUCAACUGUAAAGGGAUCAUUUGCUCGUCCAGCACACCACUGGUUACUGUAACUGAAAUAAAAGAUCAACUGUAAAGGGAUCAUUUGCUCGUCCAGCACACCACUGGUUACUGUAACUGAAAUAAAAGAUCAACUGUAAAGGGAUCAUUUGCUCGUCCAGCACACCACUGGUUACUGUAACUGAAAUAAAAGAUCAACUGUAAAGGGAUCAUUUGCUCGUCCAGCACACCACUGGUUACUGUAACUGAAAUAAAAGAUCAACUGUAAAGGGAUCAUUUGCUCGUCCAGCACACCACUGGUUACUGUAACUGAAAUAGGGUUGCAAAAUUCAGGUAACUUUCCAAAAGUUCCCAGGGUUUUCAGAAAUCCUUGUUUGGAAGAGGGAGGGCAUAAGCAGAACAUUCGGAAUCCUCCAACCAGGAUUUAUGGAAGACCUGGGGAUUUUGGGCAAGUUACCGUCAUUUUGCCAUGCUUAACGGAAAUAGAUGCUUUAUGACCACUAAGAGAAACAGGCUGAAUUUUCAUAGGAGAGGCUGUUUAGCAUCUUCACCCAAACCUUCGCUGGCAUCACUGUGCCAAUCAGCUUCUCCUCGUAUCCAUUACUGAGUACAACUUGUAUGUCUCCUGCCUUGUAUGUUGUGUUGUUUUGAAUGUUUGCAGUUUAACCUGUCAUCUAUACACUACAGGCCAGGGUGUCAGUAACCACUAGCUGUGUAAGGGAUUUGUCACCAUGUUUAGAUUCAUAUGGAUGUUCUGAGUUGUUAUUGGAAGGGCCAUGAGGUUUUCCUGAUGUUUUGACCUGUCCAUAGUAGUUCCUGGUCAGGAAAAUCUACUGACCCUAGUUAUGCUGAACAAAGCACCCCAAAAGUUAUCCUCUCUUCAUUCCUAGCUUUCAUAAACAUCUUGUUGAAACAACACCGCUGUUCCCCUGCUACUCUCACUAUAUCUGUUGUGUGUUUUAUGUUGGCAUCACUUUUUAUCAAGAGAUGUCUUUUUUAAUGAAAACUUUUCAGAAAAAGAUAAUAAAAUGUUUUA
This is a messenger RNA of Salvelinus namaycush (lake trout), 6319 nucleotides long. Its product is annotated as collagen alpha-1(XVI) chain-like. The coding region runs from base 1 to 4020 and encodes 1339 amino acids. The record is from RefSeq and is a predicted model, not a curated record. The transcript has 61 exons. NCBI's taxonomy places the organism in Eukaryota, Metazoa, Chordata, Actinopteri, Salmoniformes, Salmonidae.